ACGACUUCGACAUCUACCAUGGAUAAAUCCCUUGACGACAUCAUCUCCGCCAAGCCUAAGACUGGUCGUCGUGGUGCAGCUCGUCGCCCUAGCGCCCGCGCUCAAGUCCUUGGUUCGACAGCUGUUUCACCUGUGCAGCGUGCCCGUGCUGCGAACAUAGCCGCGUCCAGAACCGCCAAGGCCGUAGUUCCAGCAUCGACCAAAAUCAUUGUUUCCAACCUUCCCGUUGACGUGAAUGAGACUCAAAUCAAGGAACUCUUCACUACGACUGUCGGCCCCCUCCGAGAUGUGACGCUUCAUUACGACGCUGGAGGUCGCUCCAAAGGUGUUGCGUCGGUCCAGUUUUCGAACAAGGGUGAUGGCGAAGUCGCUUAUCAACAAUACAACAACCGCCUCAUCGAUGGAAGUUAGUAUCGCGUCUCAUCAUUUCGUACCGUUCUUGCCCAUGGAAGAGCAAUCUCUUCUUGUAACCUUCCAAGUUUCAGAGGAUUCGUUGGCUCCCUGUCUCUGUCGGAUAUGCUGGCCACUCGAAAUCUCAACAGUUAUUGGAAGGGUUGGCUGUGGAAGAGAGGAGCCCGCUGGGCCAUUGGAGAGACCGUGGGCCAGGUGGCCAUGCGUCCGUCGUAGGCCUGUGGACCUUGGGUGCCUUACUAGCCCAGGUUCAUCAACAUUCUCAGGUCUGAUCAACCUGUAGAAUCGGCUGCAUUCAUGUGGCGACUGAUGAUGGCAGUCCGUGAAACGACGUAUUCCAUGGUUUGGUGUGGGGAGUUCUUGUGUUGCGCGUAUCGGCCUCGGUUAUUCGGACAAGACCCAGGUAUAGCAAGCACUGCAAAUUGACAG
Molecule: messenger RNA, 840 nt
Organism: Laccaria bicolor S238N-H82
Lineage: Eukaryota; Fungi; Basidiomycota; Agaricomycetes; Agaricales; Hydnangiaceae
Exons: 3
Coding region: 19-411 (130 amino acids)
Biological process (GO): mRNA export from nucleus
Cellular component (GO): nucleus
Molecular function (GO): mRNA binding
Source: RefSeq, a predicted model, not a curated record